Molecule: messenger RNA, 1446 nt
Organism: Hirsutella rhossiliensis
Lineage: Eukaryota; Fungi; Ascomycota; Sordariomycetes; Hypocreales; Ophiocordycipitaceae
Product: serine hydroxymethyltransferase domain-containing protein
Exons: 4
Coding region: 1-1446 (481 amino acids)
Biological process (GO): tetrahydrofolate interconversion; folic acid metabolic process; L-serine catabolic process
Cellular component (GO): cytoplasm
Molecular function (GO): serine binding; pyridoxal phosphate binding; zinc ion binding
Source: RefSeq, a predicted model, not a curated record
AUGUCGUCCGAAUACGCAUUGUCCGCGUCCCACAAGGAGAUGCUCGAGAAGUCUCUUGUCGAGUCCGACCCCGAGGUCGCCGCCAUCAUGAAAGACGAGGUUCAGCGUCAGCGCGAGUCCAUUGUCCUCAUCGCCUCCGAAAACAUCACAUCCCGAGCCGUCUUCGACGCCCUCGGCUCCCCCAUGUCCAACAAGUACUCCGAGGGCUACCCUGGCGCUCGCUACUACGGCGGCAACCAGCACAUUGACCAGGUCGAGCUGCUCUGCCAGAAGCGUGCUCUCGAGGCCUUCCACCUCGACGCGGACAAGUGGGGCGUCAAUGUCCAGUGCCUCAGCGGCAGCCCUGCCAACCUGCAGGUUUACCAGGCCAUCAUGCCCCCCCACGGCCGGCUGAUGGGGCUUGACCUCCCCCACGGGGGCCACUUGAGCCACGGCUAUCAGACCCCCCAGCGCAAAAUCUCUGCCGUCUCCACCUACUUCGAGACCAUGCCCUACCGCGUCAAUCUCGAGUCCGGCAUCAUCGACUACGACCAGCUCGAGAAGAACGCCAUUCUCUACCGCCCCAAGAUCCUCGUCGCCGGCACAUCGGCCUACUGCCGCCUCAUUGACUACGAGCGUAUGCGCAAGAUUGCCGACUCGGUCGGUGCCUACCUCGUCGUCGACAUGGCUCACAUUUCCGGUCUCAUUGCCGCCGAGGUCAUCCCCACUCCUUUCAAGUACGCCGACGUCGUCACCACAACCACCCACAAGUCCCUCCGUGGCCCCCGCGGUGCCAUGAUCUUCUUCCGCAAGGGCGUCCGCUCCGUCGACGCCAAGACGGGCAAGGAGACCCUCUACGACCUCGAGAACCCCAUCAACUUCUCCGUCUUCCCCGGCCACCAGGGCGGCCCCCACAACCACACAAUCACGGCUCUGGCCGUCGCCCUCAAGCAGGCCCAGACCCCGGACUUCAAGGCCUACCAGGAAAAGGUCGUCUCCAAUGCCAAAUCCAUCGAGCACAAGCUCAAGUCUCUGGGCCACAAGCUCGUCGCCGACGGCACCGACAGCCACAUGGUCCUCGUCGACCUCCGCCAGCACAGCCUCGACGGCGCACGUGUCGAGGCUGUCCUGGAGCAAAUCAACAUUGCCUGCAACAAGAACUCGAUCCCGGGCGACAAGAGCGCCCUGACCCCCUGCGGCAUUCGCAUUGGCACCCCGGCCAUGACCAGCCGUGGCUUUGGCGAGAAGGACUUUGAGCGCGUCGCCACCUACAUCGAUGAGAGCAUCAAGAUCUGCAAGGAGACCCAGGCCUCCCUCCCCAAGGAGGCCAACAAGCUCAAGGACUUCAAGACCAAGGUCACCAGCGGCGAGAUUGCCAAGAUCAACGAGCUGAAGAAGGAGAUUUCGGCCUGGACAAGCGCCUUUCCCCUCCCCGUCGAGGGCUGGCGCCUGGACGCCGGUCUCUAA